Molecule: messenger RNA, 675 nt
Organism: Stylonychia lemnae
Lineage: Eukaryota; Ciliophora; Spirotrichea; Sporadotrichida; Oxytrichidae
Source: the annotation of a GenBank genome assembly
AUGAAGAUGAAUGGGAAAUGGGAUAGUUAACUCUAUUUCGGAUAUGUGAAUAUUCAACUUGAGAAACUAGUAACACUAUCCUAAGUUUCAAGUAAAUAUGGUUCAGUUCAGGGACUUAUUUAUAUGAGAGAUUCUAUAUUAAUUUACAGAUAAUUAGGAUACUUAUCAAAGUUUGACAUCUAGAGAUAAAGCGUAGAAGAAUAUAUAGCUAAAUUCAAUUAUAAAUGCGAGAAAAUAAUAAUGACUCAAGGUCUUGACGAGCAUUCUAAUGAGAUUCGUUUGUACUGCCGCUUAAAUAUGGUUAGUGGGUUUAAAAGUAAGGAUUUCUUUUCUGUUAUCGGAAUAUUCGAUAAAGAUAAUAAGAUAUAAUGGAAUGCUCAAAAUAUGCCAAACUCCAUUUCAGAUAUAAAGUUUGAACAGGCCAUAGAAAUGUCUGCUAACUAAACUUUAUUAAUAGAUUUGCAAUACACUUAAUCAGCCAAACGGAUCAUUAACGUUAGCAGCCGAGAAUUUAAAAUAAAUGAUGUGGGUUUAAGCUAUGAUGAAACGCAAAAGCCAAAAGAUGCAGAUAAUAUAUAUUACACUAGACAUUUUGGAGAUGCUAUUUUGAUUAGUAGAGAGAGAUAGAUAAUUUAUUUUAGUCAUUACGGGAAAGUUUAGAUAAAUAAAAAGUGA